Brassicogethes aeneus is the source of this 1084-nucleotide messenger RNA. The record is from the annotation of a GenBank genome assembly. NCBI's taxonomy places the organism in Eukaryota, Metazoa, Arthropoda, Insecta, Coleoptera, Nitidulidae.
UUUAGUAUAUAUAAAUAAACCAUCAAUGAAAAAAUCUACUCAACCAAUUAAACAUUUGCCAAGUACUUUAAUGGAAUAUAGACAAAAUGCACUUUCUUCAAUGAAUAUACCUCAGACAUCUAUGAAAAUAUGUACUAAACCAGUUAAAACUUUGCCCUGUACUUCUAUAGAUGUUACAAGUACUAUAGAUAAUAGUGAGGAAGUUUCUUGUAAUGAAACCACCCCCAAGAAAAGACGAUUUUCUGAACCUAGAUUUGUUUCUGAAAUAACAAGUCCAGAUGUAAAAACACCUCGAAGAGCUAAAAGGGCUAUUCAGUUGGCCCAAGCUACAAUAAGGCAGAAAACAAAAAAAAUUAGAGCCCUACAAGAGUCAAACAGAUAUUUGAAGAAGAAAAUUGAAUCCCUCAAGGAUGUAAUUGUUCAUCUUCGUAAAAAUAAUGUAGUCUCUGAUGAUAAAUGAGAUACAACUAAAUUUAGAUAAAGGUUUUAAAGGCGCGGUAGUGAAAAAAAUCCUGUUCUGGUUAAUAUAGUUAUGGAUGAAAUGUCUAUAAGGGAGCAAAUUAUUUAUACCAAGGGGCAAUUUUCAGGGCAAAUAAACCUUGGCACAUCUAAUAUUGAAAUACCUGAUAAUGGGGCCCUGGCAAAAAAUGUGCUUGUGUUUAUGGCAGUAGCCCUUGAUAGCCAUUGGAAAAUUCCUUUGGGAUAUUUUCUUGUAAGGGGUUUGACUGGGACAGAACGAGCCAAUUUGCUCCACAAAUGAUUGGAACUAAUUAAUGAAACUGGAGCAAAAACGUUUUCCAUAACAUUUGAUGGAGCUGCCACAAAUUUAAACAUGUGUUCUGAAAUGGGGGCAAAAUUUGAUUUUAACAAUUCAUUUCAGUCUUUGUUUGUCAACCCAUGUACUUCUGACAAAGUAUUUAUUUUUUUUAUGCUUGUCAUAUGAUAAAAUUAGUCAGAAGUACAUUGGGAGAUAAACAGGUAGUUUAUUAUAAAAAUAAAAUUAUAUCAUGGGAUUUCAUUAAAAAAUUACAUGAUCUUUAAAAAGAACAAGGUUUGCAUUGCAGGGCAAAAUUAACAAUGAAGA